Sebastes umbrosus (honeycomb rockfish) is the source of this 3580-nucleotide messenger RNA. Its product is annotated as integumentary mucin C.1. Bases 1010 to 2173 code for a protein of 387 amino acids. The transcript has 3 exons. Lineage: Eukaryota; Metazoa; Chordata; Actinopteri; Perciformes; Sebastidae. The record is from RefSeq and is a predicted model, not a curated record.
GGAAUAUCUUAUCUUAUCUUAUCUUAUAUGCUGCAUAAGACAUACAAAGGUUGUUCUUUCUUUAUUUGAGUGAAGUUGCCCUCAAUAAAUGUGAACAUUGACACCUUGUUGAAAUGAAAUAGGUAUUGUAACUGAACUGUUCAGGUAUUGUUGCUGUUUGUUUGGUGAGGCGGGGCAGUCAUUCUGAAUUCAAGGAUUCUAAUAAUAAUAACACUAUUAUUUUUUAUUAUUAUUGUUAUUAUCAUUAUUAUUAUUGGCCUAUUAUUAUUAUAAUUUGUAAUAAUACUACUACUAAUAAUUUUAUUUUAUGCAUAUGAUAUUGCCGCUUACUUCAGCAAGAGUAGUAUUUUAAUGGUAUCUUGUUGUAGUUGGUUGUGACCCUGCAGAGGGCAGUAACACGCUCACGAUGAGUCUGCGCUGCCAGAAAUGAAGCCAAAGAAGAAGAACGCUUUAUAUUCUGCUUCCAAGGCCUAUUGAAGGAGGCUAUGAUCACGCAUCAUCACCGCGUCAUACCUUUAGGGGUACAACACAUGCGUAGUAAAGACCAAUCGCAACGCAGGACCGCAGCUCCAGUUACACUACGCAUGCGUCGUAGACCCCUCUCUGUCCGUGUCCCAUCCUCCUUCCACAGGCCUUGCCUGCUUCCAGGAAGUAUUGAGUUGGUUCAGUUUAUCCUGCUGGCUACCUGUCUGUCUGUCUCUCUGUCUGUCUGUCUGUCUGUCUGUCUGUGUGUCUGCUGGUUGGCUUCAUUAAAUGGAUCACAACAUACCGCUGGUCCAGAGAGCGGAUGCUGCCUUCACGUCCUCCUGGUCUCCAUCCUCCUAUUUCAGCUGAACCUCGAACCCCUUGUGUGUGUGUGCAAGGUUGAUAGUGCGUGUGUACGCCUGACUGUGCCUAUGUGAGUGUGCACAUGUGUGUGUAAAUUCACUGUAGGCGUAUGUGAGUGUGUUACUUCAGGGGUAGUGUGUGAGUGUGUGAGUCUGUGUCAAUACCCCCCCCCCAGUCCACCAUGUCCCCGUAUCCCUCAGCGCUCCAGCUGAGUCCAUCGGUGUGUCUUCAUCUCCUCUGCCUGCUGCUCCUCACUGACUGCUCCUCCUCCAGCGUACCUAAAAAGGACCCAGUUCCGGCCGAGCCCCUGACCCGGCUCACCACAACACAAGCUAACUGCGCCGCUGCUACAUGUGAUAAUGGUGUCAGUGAAAAUGCAACAACUCAACAACUGAACUCAGAAGGCACACAGGAUGACCCGCUCAGCCACACGUUAAAGGACUCUGUAGUGUCCUCGACUCCAGUCCCUCAGCCUGCAGUCCCUCAGCCUGCAGUCCCUCUUCCUUCUACCACCACAGGCUCGCCUCCACAGGCUGCUCAUACUGGACCCAUCACCAACACUGGUACUAGUACAUCCACAACUACAGAACCUGUUAGGAAUGUAUUCACAAUCACUUUACUGGUGACUUCUACAACCACAACAACACCAACGUCGACUACAGCAGCAGCAGCAGCAACGUCUACAACAACAACAACAACAACAACAACAACAACAACAACAACAACAACGUCUACAGCAGCAGCAACAACGCCUACAACAACAACAACAACAACAACUUCUACAGCAGCAGCAACAACGCCUACAACAACAACAACAACAACAACAACUUCUACAGCAGCAGCAACAACGCCUACAACAACAAGAUCGUCUACAGUAGCAGCACAGCCUGCAACAACGGUAAAAGCAACAACCACACUUACAAGAGCCAACACAACUGUCACUAUUACUACAACCACAGGUACAAAGAGGUCACCUCCAGCACCACCACCACCACCAACCGCCGCGCCACAGCCAAAUGCCCCACCUACUGGGAUGCCACCAAUUCAGACCUCUUUACCCAAAGGGCCUACCACCACAACCGUUGCCAGUACCAGCACUCCCGCCGAUCGCAACGAGCCCGUCACCUCGGGAACGAGAGUUUCCAUGGUAGAUGAAGCGGGGGCAGCUUUGACCAGGCAGCUGGUGGACACGGCGUCUUUACUGGCCGUCCUGCUCUUCGGCCUGCUCUUCUUCUUGGUCACGGUGGCUUUGUUUGUCACGCAGGCCUACGAGAGCUACAGGAGGAAGGACUACACCCAAGUGGACUACCUGAUCAACGGCAUGUACACAGACUCUGGGGUGUGAGGGAGGAGGAAGAGGCAAAGCACAAUGCAGUGGAGAUUGUUUUUGCGCUUGGAGUCAGAGACGGUAGAACGGAAGAUGGACUGGAUGGUGACGCAGUGGCGCUGUGAAUUCAAAAGGUGAGUCAGUGCCACUGUUUGACAGUUCGGGGGAGAAGUAGGAAUGGACUAAACUGACCAACGGCUCACUGAACUGACACUAAAGCAGUCGCUGAUCUGUUUCUAUCAUAACUGUUCCACUUAACGCUUUGUUCUUUUCCUGCUUCUCUUUCUUUUGAUGGUUUGAAUGUGAAGAGUUUGGCUUGUCCCAGUUUUGCCAAAUGUUGAGCAACACAAAUAGAGGUUACCUGGCUGUAACUCCAGUUCUAUGUGUACAUGCAAAGCCCGUCUAACAGGGCCUUGCUAUUGGCCCGUGACAGAAUCUCCUCCACGCAGCUGGUCUGUCCAGCUGUAGUUGGUUCCAGGGUGGCCGGACCAAUCAGGAUGCUUCCAAGGUGAUAAAAAGCUCGACAGAGGAUUUUUGAGUUAUUGUACCUUUUCAGAUGAAUGUAGUCACACAGAAGUCUAGUGUUCAUUAAGGACUAGGGCUGUCACUUAAACAAAACAAAACAAAUCAAGUUUGAACAAUUUUGAGCGAACAUCAAAUUCAUUCUAGUUAAUUUUCCCCACAUUCAAACGAAUGUUCGACUUUGGAAUAUAAAGUUGCAGCCCUAUUGAGGACCAAAGCAUAUUUGUGAAUAUUAUAUCGGAGAUGUGACUUUAACUUUCCAGUAAUGAACUAAUAACUUAUUCCACGUUAAGAAAAAAAUUUAAAAGCAAAAACCACAAAUUGACGACAACUGUCUCCGUCAACCGAAACCAUGAUGGCCAAUUGACUGUUUGACUAACAAGGAACAGGCUCUUCAAUUAGCACGUCUAAAACACAUCACAUUGGAAACGAACCAAGAUUCGUAUCAUGAAACAUUCCCACAUAUGUGCAAAAUAACACAUCAACCGGGCGGGUAGAUAAUUCAGUCAUAUCAUCGAUAUAUGAUCCUAUUGUUCUGUAGAGUGUCUAAAUUUAGAUUAUUGAGAAAACUAGAAUUUAUUUAAAAACUAACAAAAUGGGUUACUUCUGAUUUAGUUUUGCACAUUUGAAUAAUUUUGUCUGAUGCGAUACAUGCAGAUAAUUGUAGUGUGAACAUCAUUUUAUACACAUUUUCCAUAUGGGGAAAUAUCCUUAUUAAUACAGUGAUACUGAUUUAGCCCUACAACUCAUCUUUUUACAUGUGUUGCCAUUUCCACCAGUCAAAAAUAUAAAAAUACCCCCCCCCAAAAAAAGAUAUGUAUAUUUAUAUACAGUAUAUGUAUACAUAUAUAUUUUUGGGAUAAAUAUAUAUAUGUAUAUAUGUAUAUAUACAUAUAUAUAUAU